ACCAGGUGCGCUGCUGCCUGUGUGCAGUGCGUGCCUGUGUGUGUUUGGCAGCAGCACAAAAGAAAGCAGUUGAUGAUAUUCAUAGGAUUAAAGGCCUGAUUCCUGGGGACACACUUGGUUGGAUGCAAUUAAAAUGCUUGUCAGGCAUUUGAUACCAGCAACCCCUUGACAAACUGCUUCAGCCGCCGUGAGGUGCAGCAUCCUAUUAUACAAGCUGGUGGCUUGCAGACUGCGUCUGUCUGGAGAUAGGCAGCGAGCCGAUGGAUAACAGCACUCCAGGAGAAUGAUUAUGCAGCAGUUAUUUAAGGAUAGGCUUUUGUGGUAUGGCAGCAUAUAGCUGAUUCUCCAGUAUAUAGUCUUGGACGUGACGCGCUGAUUGGAAUCUGCUUGUCCACAGAUCAAAAAGGAACAGAGAGUUUCCCUUGUUUAACAACAGACACAGCAUCCUAUCAUCUGCUUAAACAGGCCAAGCGGUGAAGGCAAGGAACCAUGGCAGAGGAUAGGAAAGACGAAGCCAAGGCACCGCACUGGACUUCGGGUCAGCUAACAGAGGCUUCUUCACACCCACAUUCACCUGAAAUUAAGGAACAGGGCAGCGCGAGUGCUGGACUAGUCAGAAAUGCCAAUGGAUUUCCCUACCAAGAGGAUGAGGAGCCGGGGCUGGGCGGCCAUGAGCAGCCAGGGACGUACGCUCGGACCAAAGAGAACGGGAUCAAUGGAGAGCUGUCGGCAGGAGACAGGGAGACCGCAGAAGAAGUGUCUGCGAGGAUAGUACAAGUCGUAACAGCUGAAGCUGUAGCAGUCCUGAAAGGCGAACAGGAAAAAGAAGCCCAGCACAAAGAUCAGCCUGGACCACUACCUUUAGCAGUUGAAGAGUCAGCCAACCUGCCUCCUUCCCCUCCUCCAUCACCAGCUUCCGAGCAGACUGGAGCUCUGGAGGAAGAAGAAGAACCAGUAGAGAGUCCGAUGGCUGUGGAAGCAAAACCUGCUGCUCUUCCUGGGAAGCAACUGGGGAAAGAGCACGGGCCCAUUGAGCCUUCGGACCAGGCAAAGGGCCUCUGUGAGGGUCAGUCGGAUUCUGGUUUGGAGGCCAAAGUGUGUCAUGAAGACAAAGUGGCAAGUGUGGCAUCCAGCAGGGAAAGUGUAACUGUUGUGGCGGAAACACCCCUGAAAGACACAUCCCCUUCCUUGGCUGAGGAAGCCACGAAGAUGGAAUUCCGUGUCCAGGAGGGCGCACGCCCUUUCGCAGCAGAACCAUUAGACACAAAGCAACAUGAAUCUGACAAAGACAGUAAGACUGGUGAGCAACCUAAACAUGAUGCCUUAGUUCUACAGCCAGCAAAAACAGAAGCUGUAGAUAAAAAGGAUUCACAGAGCAAAGACAAAGAAAAAAUGCCUUCACCUCUAUCAGAACAGAUCUUGGAAACUGAUUCACAAAAGAAGGGGGAAGCCAGUUUUGCAGAACCUGUUGUCAAGCCUCCUGCUCCUCAAGAACAACAGGACUUGUCAUCUGAACUGCCUAAAGGGAGCGAAACAGAAGAAAGGACUGAAGAUGUGCCCUCAUCAUCCAACCAAGUUAUGACUGUGAAAUCUAAAUAUGACCUUGAAGAUGUCCAAGCUCUUGACAUCAGCCAUGGUGAAAGUUCUCUAUUGCUGUCAGAACCCAAGGCAGAAGCAGCCAAAAGUGAACUUCCUUCAGGCCCAUCUCCUGCUGUCCCCCAGCAGCUUCCACUCAAAGACAGUUCCAAAACAAAACAGGAACCCACUGACCACGUGGUUGCCAAAGAUCUCACUAAAGAUGAACACAUCCACAGAGACAGGACACUAGCUCUGCAAGAAGUCUCAGCAGUAACUGUAGAUGGCCUGAAAACGCCAAGCACCCAGAAAAUCCCUGCAUGGGGGGAGGAAAAGGACAUGACCAAGGAUGAGAGUGAUGAGGAAGAAAGGUAUGACUUCUAUGAUAAAGGGGAGGCUCGAAUAUUAGAUGAUGGUAAAUUUGCAACAAAACCUGAAGUUAAGACGCUUUCUCUAGACAAAGCAGACUUUCAAAAGGAUGGUGAAGCUAAAAAGUCACCUAAUAUUCUCAAAGCAGAAAAAGAAAUGGACCAAAGGGGGCUCCCAGCAACAGGAGAUAUGAAAAAGGAGGUGCAGCCAAGCACACAGGUACCCCCAGCCCAGUUAAGCCAUGAACUGACCCUUGAGAAAACAGUAGAGCACCCUGAUACCACUCAGUUAUCCAGAAUAACAGAGAAAGCCCCUGAGGCACCAAGUUUAACCACUGACAAGGCUCCUACUCUAGAAGCUUCUCAAGACCAAGAUGUUAAAAAAGAUACCAAGGAGGAUAAGACAAGUGUUUCAGCUCCUCAUCAAAUUAAAGAGGAGGAGGAUCGAUCGGGAAUGUCGAAGUAUUUUGAAACCUCUGCUCUGAAAGAGGAAGCCUUCAAAGCAGAUGCUCUGAAACAAGGCAGUGAUUACUAUGAGCUAAGUGACACUAAAGAGAGUAUGUAUGAGCCUUAUCAAACAGAUCGUCCAAUACCUGAAGACAAAGAGGAAGAGGAGAAAGAAUUGCAGACAGAAUUGGAUCAUCAGCAGAGUAUGCCUGCUCAUGAAGUAGGGUACAGUACCCUGGCUCAGAGCUUUACACCAGACAAAUCUGAAGAACCAAGUUCCCCAACAGAAAGAAUGUUCACUAUUGACCCCAAAGUCUAUGGGGAUAAGAGAGAACUCCACAGUAAAAAUAAAGAUGACCUAACUCUGAGCAGGAGCUUGGGACUUGGAGGGAGAUCUGCAAUUGAACAGAGAAGUAUGUCUAUUAACUUGCCCAUGUCCUGCCUGGAUUCAAUAGCUCUAGGAUUUAGCUUUGGUCGUGCACAUGAUCUUUCUCCCCUCGCCUCGGAUAUUCUAACUAACACUAGUGGAAGUAUGGACGAAGGUGAUGACUACCUGCCAGCAACCACACCAGCACUGGAGAAGGCCCCCUGCUUCCCCAUUGAUAGUAGAGAGGAAGAUGAGCACAUGGAAGAAGAAAAAGCAAUGGCAGAAGAAAAAGUCCAGUCUGAGACCUUGGCCGAAUCACCAUUCCUGGCCAAAGAUUAUUACAAAAAUGGGGCUGUCCUGGCUCCUGACCUGCCUGAAAUGUUAGACUUAGCAGGGACAAGAUCUAGAUUAGCCUCUGUGAGUGCAGAUGCUGAGGCGGCGCAAAAGAAGUCAGUUCCUUCUGACACUGUUGUGGAAGACAGCAGCACAGCCCUGCCACCUGUGACAGAUGAAAACCACGUAACUCUAAAAGCUGAAAGUCAGCUGGAAGACUUGGGCUACUGUGUUUUCAAUAAGUACACAGUCCCACUCCCUUCUCCAGUUCAGGACAGUGAGAAUUUAACAAGCGAAACCUGUCCCUUUUACGAAGGCACAGAUGAAAAACUGAGACGCGGCCUAGCUCCUGACCUGUCUUUAAUAGAAGUGAAGUUGGCAGCAGCUGAAAAAUCAAAAGAAGAAUUCCUCAGUGAAAAAGACUUAGGUCAGCAUGCCACUGGUGAGUCCGUUCUGGUGAGGGACUUUGAGCAGGAGAAAAAAGAGAAGCUGGAUACUGUGCUAGAAAAAAGUGAAGAUCAAGUUGACUCUAAAGAGGCCUAUCCCAUUAAAGGUGCAGAGCCAGAGAAGACAAGACCUGGGGCAAUUUUAGAAAUGAAAGAAGAAAGUGUGGCUGAUAAAGUUCAUGUAACUGAUGAUACCAUGUAUGAUAGAAUAUCAGCUUCAGAGAUAGCAAUAGAAAAGGAUGCUGUUUCUUUGUUGAUGGAGAAGGAGGAGAAGACUCUUAGUGUUGUUCCUGAAAUAGCUGAGAUAGAAGCUCCAAUUAAACCAGAUUACAAUGCUAUAAAGCACGAUUUGGAAGUGGCUGCAAGGAGAGCUGACCAAGAAUAUCAGAGUCACUUAGAUGCUAAGAUCAGUGAGGUUGUUUCUCUCCCUUCAGGGAAGGACAAAGCCUCUGUUAAAAGAGCAGAGCCUGAACCCAAAGACACUCAACAGGAAGAUCAGACCAUCUUGUCCAGAGAAGCAAAGGAUGCAGAUGUACUUUCCAAGACUGAGCCUAGUUAUGUGAAGGACAGCACCAAACUGUCAGAAACAGAAAUUAAGGAAAAAGUUCCUAAGCCCGAUCUGGUACAUCAAGAGGCAGUUGAUAAAGAGGAAUCUUAUGAAUCUAGUGGAGAGCACGAUCAAGCCCAAGAAGGUUUGAAUGGAGAAUCCUUGAAACCAGAGGACAUCAAGGCAGAACCUCCAAAACCUCCCGUGUCUGGGGAAGAGACUCCUGCACAGUUACCAGCAAAGGAACCUUCUGUGGAGCUUCUCCUUCCAAAAGCUGAGCCUCUCCAGGAAGAGCCUGCUGAGAUUCAGAUGGAGAGCAUACCACAGCCUGCAGAAGGAACUGAAAAAGGUCCUGAUACACCUGUGAAACCUAUGGAAAUCCAAAAGCUGCCGCCAUGUGAAUUGGCAGCUGGGGUCACAAAACGGGAAGAACCUGAGGAAGAAGAGGUAGAAGUAGGGCAAGAAGAAAAAGAGGAGGAUAAACAGCAUCUUAUAUCAGAAAUGCCCCCAGAAAUAGACUUUGGGAAACCUACGGCUGAAGAAAUGCUAGCCAAGGGUAGCCCAGAAGCACUGCCUGAACUGAAAGGCAUUAUUGAAUCUGUGGUGACAGUAGAGGAUGACUUUAUCACAGUGGUGCAGACAACAGUUGAUGAGGGCGAAUCUGCUUCUCACAGUGUGCGCUUUGCUGCUACUCAGCAGGAAGACAUCGAAACAGGGGACUCCCAGGCUGAAGAGGAGCUGGAGGUUGAGGAAGUAGCUGACAUUCAACUUGAGCCCAAGGAGGGCUCCCCAGAAGCUCCUGCUUCACCCCAGAGAGAAGAAAUCCUGCUCACCGACUACAAGACAGAGACGUGUGAUGAUUACAAAGAUGAAACAACAAUCGAUGACUCCAUCAUGGACACAGACAGUCUCUGGGCAGAUACUCAAGAUGAUGAUAGGAGCAUCAUGACUGAACAGUUAGAGACUGUUCCUAAAGAGGAGAAGGCAGAGAGAGAAUUGCGAAGAUCAUCUCUUGAUAAGCAUAAAAAAGAGAAACCUUUUAAAACUGGGAGAGGCAGGAUUUCUACUCCUGAAAGGAAAAUAGCUAAAAAGGAACCUAGCACACUCUCCAGAGAUGAAGUGAGAAGGAAAAAAGCAGUGUAUAAGAAAGCUGAACUUGCUAAAAAAACUGAAGUUCAGGCCCACUCUCCCUCCAGGAAAAUCAUUUUAAAACCUGCUAUCAAAUAUACUAGAUCAACUCAUCUCUCCUGUGUUAAACGGAAGCAGACAGCAGCAGGUGGUGAAACAAACCAGGCUCCUGGUGUAUUUAAACAAGCAAAGGAAAAACUCUCAACUGCCUCUUUGUCAAAGAUUCCUGCCUCAAAGUCUAGAGCAAAGUCAUUGCUUCCUCCAAGACCCAGCUCAGCUUGCUCAUUAACUACUAAAAGGGCCACUUUUCUCGAUACAGACAGUUAUUAUGUACGGCCCUCCUCAGCAGGCCCAAGAGACUGCUUGUCCUACUCAAAGUCAGAUGCUAAGGAUGGAGUAAGCAAGAGUCCCGAAAAGCGUUCCUCUCUACCAAGACCUUCCUCUAUCCUUCCUCCUCGACGAGGUGUAUCAGGAGACCGAGACAGAGAGGAGAACUCUCUCUCCCUCACAGCUUCUCUUUCCUCUUCAGUACGACGGACCACCAGAUCAGAGCCAAUUCGUAGCAGAACAGGAAAAAGUGGGACUUCUACCCCCACUACUCCUGGCUCCACUGCCAUCACACCAGGGACACCACCAAGCUAUGCCUCCCGUACCCCAGGCACUCCAGGGACACCCAGCUACUCCAGAACCCCACACACUCCUGGGACCCCCAAAUCUGCCAUACUGGUACCUACUGAGAAAAAAGUUGCCAUAAUUCGCACUCCUCCUAAAUCUCCAGCCACUCCGAAGCAGCUACGAGUUAUUAAUCAGCCUCUACCUGACCUCAAGAACGUCAGGUCCAAAAUUGGAUCAACAGAUAACAUCAAAUACCAGCCUAAAGGGGGGCAGGUUAGGAUUUUAAACAAGAAGAUCGAUUUUAGCGAUAUUCAAUCCCGAUGUGGUUCCAGAGAUAACAUCAAACACUCUGCAGGGGGAGGAAAUGUGCAAAUCGUAACCAAGAAGAUCGACUUGAGUCAUGUGACUUCCAAGUGUGGCUCCCUCAAGAAUAUCCACCACAAGCCAGGAGGUGGGCGUGUAAAAAUUGAGAGUGUGAAACUGGAUUUCAAAGAAAAAGCUCAGGCUAAAGUUGGUUCACUGGAAAAUGCCCACCAUGUACCUGGCGGUGGUAAUGUCAAGAUUGACAGCCAGAAGCUAAACUUCAGAGAGCAUGCUAAAGCCCGUGUCGAUCACGGGGCUGAGAUCAUCACGCAGUCACCAGGCAGGUCCAGCGUGGCUUCACCACGCAGACUUAGCAACGUCUCAUCCUCUGGAAGCAUCAACCUGCUUGAAUCGCCCCAGCUUGCUACCCUUGCUGAAGAUGUCACGGCAGCCCUUGCUAAGCAGGGCUUAUGAAUUUGCUCAUUUCGCAUUGUAUGAAGUAAUAAUAUUUAGGCAUGAGCUCUUGGCAGGAAUGGGCUCAGAGCAGGUGUUACAUUCAUUCUUUACCAUGUCUAAAACUAAGUCACAUCCCAAGACUUGUAGUUAACCAUACAGUUAAAAAAAACCAGAAAAAAAAAAUAAUUAAAUAGAUGCAGAAAUUGGCCUGAUCUCCAUUUACAACAGGAAGACACUGGCUUUAUAUGGGUAUACAACUGCAGUAUGUUACAUUGGACAAUUAUUGUUGCUCUGCUCUGUCUUGCAUGGAGUACCGUACUAUGAUAAAAUGCAUUUACCUUUCAUGUGCCUGAAGGCCAUACACCUCUUUCUGAAAAGCCUUGUUAAUACCCCAAGUUCCUCAUUUCACUGUUCUGUUGCUGGAUGGGGAAAUAAAAAAAGUUGCCCAUUGUAAGUUAUUACAGGUUAAAUUAACAGUCUGCUUACCAGAAGGAAGGGCAUAUAGAGAAAUUCAAGUUUAAUUAAAAAAAAUGUGUUAUUUUGUAUAAAUGAGUAGAACAAAAGUUGAAUUAAGUUAUUAACAUUUUUUUGGACCUGGUUAAUUAUGUCAGUGUAUAGCUGAAAAGCCAAUAAAUUAUUUAACUAAUAACUAAAAAUAGUAGUUGAAAACAUUUGAACCAUGCUUGGGGAAGUGACGUAAAAAAGCUGUUGAAAGCAAGUACUUCCACCCCAAUGGACUUGUGUCUGAUUAGAAAGUUGGUUAAGCGGCUAGAUUUGUGUACGCACCACUGGUUUCACAUCCUUUUCAUCUGUUUGAUACAGUAUUAUAUAUAUAUAUUUCUCUGUGGCCAUUUGUGAUAUGCCCUCCUCAUAUACUUGAAUAUUCUACUUCUUUAUUCACAGUAUCUGUGUCUCUUGCACCCUUUGGUGUUGCAAUUUUAGGUAUGUAAAAGUAGAUGUUAGCAGGGUUUUUUUUCCCUAUUCAUAAGAAUACAUUUAAAAAAAAUGAAAAUCUUAGCAUGAAGUUGCUUUCUGUAACAACUAAAAGCCGUGACCCUGUUUUAGUGCCAGAUGCAAAUCUCUUCUGUGAUGCUAGAAAAAGGAUUCCUUCCCUCUUCCCUUCCCUCCCUUUCUUCACAAAGGUAUGGUUUUUGUGGGGUCCAGAUGUUUGUAAAAGGGUCUCCAAAGAUGGCUGAGUUUGGAUUCUGGAUUUUUGAAAAAUCCACAAUAGUUUGGUUCUGGCUUUUUUUUCUUUCUUUCUUUCUUUCUUUCUUUCUUUCUUUCUUUCUUUCUUUCUUUCUUUCUAAACUCCUGUAGUAACAGUGAAUGUUAAAUUUAUUUAUUUUUUUCUUUUGCUAAAGUUGAAACACAUAAAAAGUAUUAAGAAGUUGUUUCCACUCCUUUAGUGAUGUCUCAUGUAUACACUCAGGCACUCAGAUAACAGUGAUAAACAUAACAGAGAUGCCUGUAAAUUGUAGUACGUGAAUAAAUAAAAUGAGCUCCCUAGGCUGCGUUGCCAUAGUGAUUCAUUAACAAAUAGGGCAUCUUAAAAUCUGAGCAAAGUGGGAUUAUAUUGACUAUAAAAAGUAUAAGAAAAAGUGUGCAUAAAAGAUAAAGGACAGAGAUAUAUAAACAACCGAUCUAGCGGAGUUAUCUGUGAGAACUCCGACACUAUCUUAUGGACACUAAGAGAACACUGAAGGUAAUAUGGUAGUAUUACUCAUCAGCGGAAAAUAAUCUGCUGAUACUAUAUGUAUAGUAGACAUUAUGAAAUGACCAGUUUACAUUCUUGCAGAUUGUUUGAUCUUUUCCUUUUGAAAUCUCUUAACUAAACUUUGCACUGUCAGUUGAGCUAUACUUGAUACAUGUAUUAGGUUAACAUUGUGUGUUGGAAGCUUUUGAUCUGUUCUUUUUCCUUAAUUUGUAUGUGUGCGUGUGUGUGUUGGGGUUUGAUCUGAAAAGACUCAUAGAGAAGAUUUUUAUGUCUGUGGAGAAGGAUUCUAAUAAUUAAUAGCACAGGAUUCCCCAUCAUUAAAUUCAGGUAGUAAAUGCACAGUUACUAGACAGUAAAUAUUCAGUGGACCAAAGGGGGAUUUUGGCUAAGCUGUCACAGCAAUACAAAGACAAAACAAAAUUAUUACAUCUCUAAAAAUUUUACUGAAGAUGAACUCCUAACAGCCCCCCACACAACAUUUCAGCUCUGCAGAAAGCUUUUUCACACUAUAAAGUACCUAAUACUGUUUGUAAGUCGGUUGUUUUAUACAAAGAACAGUGAAGUUAGAACCAUGCUAAGUGCAUCUGGAGGAUUCUGAUUUCUGCCUUGUAUUUGUUACACUUUAUGCUUAGAGUAAUCCUAAGAAUUCACAUGGAAACAGUGUGAAGUGAAGUGAGGGGCAUUAAAAGCCUCUUCCCAUUUUUCCAGAAAAACGACAGAAAGACAGAAGGAAAAAACAACAGUAUAUCACAUUGCUCUGAUCAUACUAUCAAUCAAUAUAAAUUAGCCUUGCAGUGGGGUUUUUUUUUACGCCUUUUGCCAAUGUGGGAGAGAGUCUAUGGUACUACUGAACCUCAGCUUCUCUGAAGCUGAACACCAGCUAGUGAGAACAGUGUUAACCUGAGACUCAAGGUUUUUUUUUAUUCUGCUUUUAAAAUUUACAUACUCUAGAAAAUGAAGCUUAGUUAAUCCACCUAUGAGUCCAAAGUUAGAGUGGUGUAACACACCAAGUCAUUUAUUUCAUGCAUUAAAAUGAGCUUUCUUGUCUUGAUUCAAGCAAAGACUUUGUAAUCGUUAUCAUCCUUCCAUAGAAAGAAUCCUAGAACACUGUGGAGUUAGAUGAAAAGAAAUCAAGAGUUUUGUGCUGUUAAGUAAUAAAAAAACCAAGUUAUGUUACAUGACUCUAGAUGUUCACUGAAAAAGCUCAUAUUAAUCUUAACUUCGCAAGAAGAGUGUUGGUUUUAAAAACAACGGUUUUGUAAAUACGUAAUGCCCACUAAAGAAGAUAGAGCCAGCUUCCUGGAAACUGCAUCCGUUGUGUUUCUUUUCCACAGGCAUGUUGAGCCAGCAGGUAUGUUGGGUGCCUGAGACCCAACUCUGUAACAAAGCAGAGUAUUAAUCCAGACAAAAGGAAUGGUGAAACCUUGUUUGGAUAGCUAGGGGAGAGCCCUAAAUUAAUAAUCCAUCAAACUGUAGAGACAAAAGAAAAAGUGCUUCUGCCUCAUCUGCAGAGUUCUGUUUCUAUGUAACCACAAGCAGAAAGCAAGCAAAGUUGAGCAAACCUCUGUCCAGCAACAGUAGAGGAAAAACUAAUACUGAUGAGGAAAAUCAUGUGCCCACAAGGGCUAUGUAUAUUUUCACUGUACAGCAGUAAAUGGUAUUAUCCAUUCAACGCUCUGCUAAGGUACAGUAGUAACCUCAUCGUGACUGCUUACAAAUCUAAGUUUGCCUAUAUACACGACCCAAAGGGAGUCGAAAGGCAGCCAGUGCAGACUACCACGUGAGCAGUUUUUUCCAUGCUGGACCAAAUACUGUUCAAAAUCCAAGUACACAUGUCCCUUCAAAGGCAAAUGCCUUGAAGAGUAGAUCACAUUCGCUAUGAAAAUUGAUGCAGGUAGAUUUCUAGCCUAGGUGUGUGUCGAGUUCACUCACUAGUCAGAUUGCUAAAGCAACUCCCUCUGCAACUCCAGCAACUCCCACUGCAGGAAGGUAAAUUAGUUUCACACUUGGAAAAGUCAAGCGUAUAAAAGCCACUUCAACUUUAGCAAAGAGAAAAAGCCAACAAAUAAACAUGCUGUAUGCUGGGAUGUCAAGGAAUACAGUCUGCUGUUACAAACCUGUGUUUUUUCUGGUAAGUCUAGAGCCUGUUACCAUAAAAGAGGCAUUUCUUGAAUGGCUGGUGGUAGGUAGUUCAUGUUUUUCAAUCCGAUUUGCAAUUGUAUUUGUUGCUGUAUAGUGAUUGUUUUGCAAAAUAAAAUCGCUUGUCAUCUAA
Messenger RNA from Aquila chrysaetos chrysaetos, 10571 nucleotides. It is a transcript of the gene MAP2, whose product is annotated as microtubule associated protein 2. Gene Ontology annotation, cellular component: neuron projection. The coding region runs from base 490 to 6603 and encodes 2037 amino acids. The transcript is spliced from 19 exons. Gene Ontology annotation, molecular function: microtubule binding. Gene Ontology annotation, biological process: neuron projection development; microtubule cytoskeleton organization. The record is from RefSeq and is a predicted model, not a curated record. NCBI's taxonomy places the organism in Eukaryota, Metazoa, Chordata, Aves, Accipitriformes, Accipitridae.